Messenger RNA from Yamadazyma jaroonii, 1224 nucleotides. NCBI's taxonomy places the organism in Eukaryota, Fungi, Ascomycota, Pichiomycetes, Serinales, Debaryomycetaceae. The record is from the annotation of a GenBank genome assembly.
AUGACCGAACCAGUAGAUUCACAACUAGAUGAGAAGAUCCAACUUCAAUAUCGUGUUUGGAAGAAGAAUACUCCGUUCUUAUAUGACUAUAUUUCCACAUAUUCAUUACUUUGGCCAUCACUAUGUGUUUCGUUUUUCCCUGAUCUCGAAACCACUGUGGAAAGUCAAGAGGUCUUAUUACAACGAUUACUCUUAGGAACAUUCACUUUGGGUCAAUCAAUCGAUAGCAUAUCCAUGUUACAAUUACCUUACUAUAAGAACCUCAAUCAAAAUUUGGAUAUUGAUCGUUUAAAUUUCAAUCCUGAUAAACUAGAAUUCGAAUUAGGCAAGGUAUCGAAGAAGAAGAUGUCGGUGUUGCAAAAGAUAAAUCAUCUUGGUGAUGUUAACAAAUUAAGGUACAUGCCUCAAAAUGCAGAUAUAAUUGCUAGUGGUAACAAUAUGGGGAAUCUUGUCAUUUAUAAUCGUACUAAGCAUUCUUCGUAUAACACCAUCAAUACCGAUAUUAACACUCCAGAUUUAAUACUAGGAGAACAAGAGAUAGAUGAAAAUCAGGAUAUCUAUGCCAUUGACUGGAACAGACAAAUAGAAGGAAUGAUAGCGUCAGGUAAAAUGAAUGGGAGGAUUGACAUAUACGAUAUUAAAUCUCAAUUCAAAGAUAAAGAUAAUACCACCAUUAAACCUAUAAAAUCUAUAUUGAAUGUAGCUGGUGUUAAUGAUAUAGAAUGGGUACGUCAACAUGACUCCAUUUUUUGUAUAGUUGACGAAGCUGGGCACUUGAAGUUGAUAGAUAUGAGAACAGACAGCCCCACUAUAGAUAAGAAGAUCUUACCUAAUGCCAUCAAUUCCGUCAGCAUCAACCCCAUGAACCAACAAUAUUUAUCCACGGGUGAUAGUAAAGGAGUUGUAGAAGUAUGGGACAUAAGGAACCUCGAUCAAGGAACUUCUUUGUUCAACCUUUCUCAUCAUACAGAUUCAAUAACGCAAGUCAAAUGGCAUCCUAAAUUCCACAAUAUUUUGGCAUCAAGUUCUUCUGAUAAAUUCCUCAAGAUUUUUGAUGUUGACAAACAACCUGAUCCAUUGAUCUUCAACCAUGGAGGUCAUAUGUUGGGAGUUAAUGAUUUUGACUGGUCUUUACAUGAUGAUUGGAUGGUUGCAAGUGUAGCUGACGAUAAUUCUCUUCACGUGUGGAAACCAUCAAAAGAGAUUGUUAAGAGUUAUAGUUAA